AUGCGCUUCACCAGCCCCGCGGUGCUGGUGGCCGCCAUCUCCGCCUCAUUCGUCACAUCGAUUCAACUCACAGUCACCGACUCCUCAUCCAUCGAAUCCGCCGCCAAAACAAUCGCUGCAGGUCUCACAUCAUAUUACACGGGCUACAAACCUGGAGACACGCCCGGCUACUUACCCGACCCAUACUAUUGGUGGGAAUGCGGCGCCAUGUUCAAUACGUUAAUCAAUUACUGGUAUUACACCGGAGACACACAAUACAACGAUUGGGUGGUGCAAGGAUUACAACAUCAAAGCAGUCCCACCCAAAAUUUCAUGCCUGAAAACGCCUCAAGAUCAGAGGGAAACGACGACCAAUAUUUCUGGGCUGCAGCCGUCAUGUCCGCCGCCGAACUGGGCUUUGUGGAUCCUCCCGAAGGAGAACCGGGAUGGUUGGCUCUUGCCCAGGGAGUCUUCAAUUCCCAAGCCAAUCGCUAUGAUGCUGCCGACUGUCGAGGCGGCAUGCGCUGGCAGAUUUUCACCUUAAACACCGGUUACAACUACAAGAACACCGCCGCUAAUGGUGGACUUUUCAACCUGGCCGCUCGCCUGGGAGCUUAUACGGGAAACCAGACAUAUUUUGAAUGGGCGGACAAAUUGUGGGAUUGGAUGUACACGGACGUACAUCUGAUUGACAAUCAGAAUUGGAAUGUGUAUGAUGGGACGAGUAUUGAGGAUGGUUGUACGACUUUGGAUCACACCAUGUGGACGUAUACCGCAGGAAUGAUGAUUCAUGGGACGGCGGUCAUGUAUAACAUCACACAGAGUGAUCAGUGGAAGCAGCGAACGCAAGGCCUCUGGACAGCUGCUUCAACAAACUACUUCAACGAGGGCAAAGUCAUGUUUGAUGUUUGCGAAGCCACUGUGAAAUGCAAUACUGAUCAAAAGAGUUUCAAAGCCUACCUGUCCCGCUUCAUGGCCGCAGCCUCCAAACUCGCCCCAUUCCUCUACGACCAAAUGGAACCAUACAUCCAAGCCUCCGCCACAGCCGCAACGCAACAAUGUUCCGGAGGAUCCACGGGCACAGACUGUGGACUUCAAUGGACGCAUAAUACCACCUACGACGGCCUCACGGGUGUAGGACAACAAAUGGCUGCGCUGGAAAUCGUACAAAGUUUAUUGAUCAAAGACGCGAAAGCGCCGGUCAGUGGGAAUACAGGAGGAACGAGUAAAGGAGAUGCGAGUGCUGGUACGGGAGAUAGUAAUGAGAGUGACUUGAGUGAGGCUAGCACGAGACCAAUAACGAUGGCGGAUAAGGCUGGGGCGGGGAUUUUAACGGCGCUUGUUGCGUUUGGGACGCUGGGAGGAGCUUGGUUUAUUGUUCAAUGA
This is a messenger RNA of Ramularia collo-cygni, 1365 nucleotides long. Its product is annotated as related to DFG5 protein. The transcript is spliced from 4 exons. The record is from RefSeq and is a predicted model, not a curated record. NCBI's taxonomy places the organism in Eukaryota, Fungi, Ascomycota, Dothideomycetes, Mycosphaerellales, Mycosphaerellaceae. Gene Ontology annotation, biological process: fungal-type cell wall biogenesis; carbohydrate catabolic process. The coding region runs from base 1 to 1365 and encodes 454 amino acids. Gene Ontology annotation, molecular function: mannan endo-1,6-alpha-mannosidase activity.